Molecule: messenger RNA, 1193 nt
Organism: Diospyros lotus (date-plum)
Lineage: Eukaryota; Viridiplantae; Streptophyta; Magnoliopsida; Ericales; Ebenaceae
Product: peroxidase 16
Exons: 4
Coding region: 63-1058 (331 amino acids)
Biological process (GO): response to oxidative stress; hydrogen peroxide catabolic process
Molecular function (GO): heme binding; peroxidase activity
Source: RefSeq, a predicted model, not a curated record
GCCUCCAACUCCAUGCACAUGCCGGCCAAAGCUGAUGCCCUGACCAAACACAGCCAGCUACAAUGGAAGGAACUCGUAGAACAACACUAGUACUCCUCCUCCUUGCCUGUCUCUUGUUUCUUUCUCUGCUCGCCACCGCAAAUUCUCAACUCAGGACUGAUUUCUACAAGGACACCUGCCCCAACGUCGAAUCUCUCGUCCGCUCCGCCGUCGCGAAUAAGUUCCAGCAGACCUUCGCCACCGCGUCGGGAACUCUCCGGCUCUUCUUCCACGACUGCUUCGUCCGAGGUUGCGAUGCUUCUGUGCUGCUGUUCUCGCCGAGUGGCAAAGCUGAGAAGGAUCAUCCGGAUGAUCUUUCACUGGCCGGAGAUGCAUUCGACACUGUGAUCAAAGCCAAGGCGGCUGUUGACAGCGACCCUAAUUGCAGAAACAAAGUCUCUUGCGCAGAUAUAUUGGCUUUGGCUACCCGCGAUGUCGUAGCCCUGAGUGGGGGGCCAUCGUAUGCAGUGGAAUUGGGAAGACGCGAUGGGCGGAUAUCUACCAUAGCCGGCGUUCAGCAUAGUCUUCCACAUCCAGACUUCAGUUUAGAUAAGCUCAAUACCAUGUUCACUUCUCAUGGCCUCACCCAGACUGACAUGGUUGCUCUUUCAGGGGCACAUACGAUCGGUUUCUCUCAUUGCAAAGCCUUCUCAAAGCGCAUUUACAACUUCAGCCCCGAAAAUCCGAUCGACCCGACGCUCGACAGAAGCUACGCCUUUCAGCUCCGGACAAUGUGUCCUAUUAACGUUGACCCCAACAUUGCCGUUGGCAUGGACCCCACUAGUCCCCGAACUUUCGACAAUGCCUAUUUCAAGAACCUUCGACAAUCAAAGGGCUUGUUCAUUUCCGAUCAGAUCCUGUUUAAUGACGCCCGAUCUCGGGCCACCGUCGACCUAUUCGCCUCCAAUAAUGCGGCUUUCAACGAGGCAUUCGUGGCUGCCAUCACCAAGCUUGGUAGAGUUGGUGUGAAAACUGGAAAUGAAGGGGAGAUCCGGCGUAAUUGUGCUGCGAUCAACUAAAACAAUAGAACAAAACUACUGCUACGUACCCAUAAUAAAUAAUUUAGACUAAAAGUUAAAAACAUUUAUUAUUUGAUGUCACGUAGCUGCAAUAAUAAUAUCUACGUAAUUCCAUCCUUUGGUUGAGUUUGGUUA